AGAUCGACCGUUGUGCCGGGUAAAUGUAUUGUGCAUUUCAACGCGAGAUAACAAAAAAAAUGAUUCGAAUAAUCGUGAUAAUAAUGCUCUUAAUCAGAAUUCUGCAAGGAACUCAGGCGGCUAGAAUUUUAGGAGUGUUCCCUACACCAUCAAUCAGUCAUCAAGUAGUCUUCCGACGUCUCACCUUAGAGCUUCACAAAAGAGGUCACGAACUAGUAAUCGUCACAACUGACCCUAUGUACCAGAAAGGCGAAGCCCCUCAAAACUAUACAGAAAUCGACGUGCAUGACAUUUCGUACACAACUUGGAGAAAUGACUUCAUGAAACUUUCCAGAGGAAGCUCCGAUGACCUUUUCGAACAAACAGCUGUUAUAUUGGAAUUAACUACGAAUUUGUUUGAAAUGCAACUGAAAAGCAAAGAAGUUCAAGCACUGAUCAAAGUUAAAGAUGCAAAGAAGUUUGAUUUGCUCCUUCUAGAAGCAUGCAUUAGACCAGCAAUUAUUUUAACGCACAUUUUCGAUGCACCAGCAAUCCUUGUCAGUUCAUUUGGAGGUGUGGAAUAUGUGUUUCGUAUACUUGGCGUCCCAACGCAUCCUGUACUAUACCCGCCUCCGCUGCACCAAAGAAUUUUUAACUUGACAUUUUGGGAGAAAACGCACGAAAUUUUUACUCAUUACUAUUUGGAAUAUCUUUUUUGGAAGGCGGAAUAUAAGGUCGAUGAAAUGGUAAAAAGGAUUUUCGGACCCAGCACUCCAACUGUGAGAGAUACCUAUAAAAAUGUAGAGAUGAUACUCUUGAAUGCGUAUGCUGUUUGGGAGAAUAAUAGACCUGUCCCUCCUAAUGUUGUAUACGUUGGUGGCUUACAUCAGAAACCAGAGAAGGAUUUACCCGGGGAUUUGAAAGAAUAUUUAGAUUCUUCAAAACACGGCGUUGUAUACAUCAGUUUCGGCACAAACGUGGAACCAUCGCUGCUGCCUCCAGAACGGAUUCAACUCCUCAUCAAAGUAUUCUCCGAGCUGCCUUACGAUGUGCUCUGGAAAUGGGACCAAGAUGAAUUGCCGGGCAAAUCGGAAAACAUCAAAAUAGCAAAGUGGCUGCCACAAUCAGAUUUACUAAGGCAUCCAAAGAUCAAGGUGUUUAUAACUCAAGGAGGUCUGCAAUCGACCGAAGAAGCAAUCACAGCGGGAGUGCCACUGAUUGGGAUACCUAUGUUGAUGGACCAAUGGUACAAUGUCGAGAAAUACGUUCAGCUAAACAUUGGCUUGAAACUCGAUUUGGGUUCCAUUACAGAGGAUUCUUUCAGAAAUGCUAUCAACACAGUUACUGGUGAUGAAAGCUAUCGUCAGAACGUUGCUCGUCUCCGUAGCCAGGUCUUCGACCAGCCCCAGGGCCCUCUUGAGCGCGCCGUGUGGUGGACUGAGCACGUGCUGCGCCACGGAGGGGCCACUCAUCUCCGAGCCGCAGGAGCCUUGAAAUCUUGGACUGAAUAUUUUGAACUAAAUUUAAUUGCAGUAUUAUUAGUUAGUUUCUUAAUGGCUAUUGCAUUCAUUGUAACAUUGAUAUCUUCGUUGAUGACGUCAUUGAAAAUGUACUUUAAUUACGAUGACAAAAUAAAAAAGCAUUGAGUAUUCUUGUAAUUGUUAUCCCAUAAGGGAUUUCUGAAUAGCCUAAAUAUACAUAAUACAUAAUAUAUAGGGCAUAUACUAUGAUUUAUGUUUUCAAAAAAAGCUAGAUUUUCAUAAUAUAAAUAAACAUAAUUUUAGGGGCGUUAAAAAUAUUGUAUUCUUUUUAA
This is a messenger RNA of Bombyx mandarina (wild silkworm), 1792 nucleotides long. RefSeq names its product UDP-glucosyltransferase. Lineage: Eukaryota; Metazoa; Arthropoda; Insecta; Lepidoptera; Bombycidae. Gene Ontology annotation, molecular function: UDP-glycosyltransferase activity. The record is from RefSeq and is a predicted model, not a curated record.